Symsagittifera roscoffensis is the source of this 1193-nucleotide messenger RNA. RefSeq lists its product as uncharacterized. NCBI's taxonomy places the organism in Eukaryota, Metazoa, Xenacoelomorpha, Acoela, Convolutidae. The transcript is spliced from 9 exons. Bases 111 to 1193 code for a protein of 360 amino acids. The record is from RefSeq and is a predicted model, not a curated record. Gene Ontology annotation, molecular function: protein binding.
GGAGUCUUUGUGACAAACUGGCAGCGGAUAAAGAAUUUCUAAGUGUGGUUCUGGACGAACUGGAUCUGUGUUUGAGUUACGAGGUUUCCAUUUUACCACGAAGAGGAGAUAUGUUGAAUGAUCCCACGAAAGUCCAAGUCCGGAACUGGCAAGAUGGGGCUUCUAUCGCAGCUAUUUAUCAACAGUUUCCUGCAGCUCUUGAGAGCUGCGAGUACUGUGCAAACGAUGAUCUUGAUGAUGUCUGCGCAUUUCCGUUUUUGUACAAUGGGCGAAAUUGGUCAAAAUGCCUUCAGCGAGCAGACCCUCUACCAAGCACCCUCUGGUGCUACAAUGCAGAUAGCCAGGAGAUCAGCUGCAACAUAGAGUCCCUUUUCUGCUUGGCUCGUAUUCCUGAGUUUUCGGGAGACAUGAGCUUCGAAACUCUCUCAGCAGGAAGUAUUCGGGUGGCUUGGAACACGGACUCAGACUACUAUUCCGCAUUCAGGCUAUUUGUGAACAAACAAUUAGUCGGAACGACUGUUGAAAAGGAUUUUGUGCUGAAUAAUCUGGUCACUGGGACGACGUACCAAUUUGAAGUUCAAAUCGAGAGUUACGGAAGAUUGGGAAACAAGGAAUUUGUCAUCUUCCAAGCAUCCGAUCAAGAUAGCAACGCGUUUGCCUACCGACCGACAACUUCUUCAUUUAAACUGUCAUGGGAUGCCCUAAACGACCUCAAAAAACGCAAACGACAUCGGCGAUCGGAAGAUUCGGUUGUUCAAAUUAACAUACAAGCCCAAAUUAUGAGAUCGAAUCUAACAGACGCUCUCUUUUCUGCAGAACAGUUGCAAGGUUUGUCCGUGAACAAAACAAUCUCGGUUGCAUCUGGGACCUUUUUGCAGGGCCUGCAGUCGGGCUCAUCGUACAAUGUUGCAAUCACUGGCCUCAAUGAUCAAGGCCUUCCAAUUGAGAACAAAGCACUCAAUACUUCAGCUGUGACAGAGCCGAAUCAAAUCACGGAAAAGUCUGCCAACUUGAGUGUCGUUGUGGACUCGGAACAUGGACUAUCGGUUUCAUUCAAAAUAAAUCAAAAUACAACUGCCAAAGUUUUCAAUGUAUUUGUCUCAGAAAAAACCCGCAAACUAACAAUAUUCGAAGGUAAGAAUUCAAAAGCCCGAUCAGUUGAUAAAAGUCAUGAAAAACCGUCAAACUAUUGA